AUGAAGAAAACUGUGGAGGUUUUGAGAAAAUUGCAUGGCUCUUAUGAAGCCCUGAAGUACGGAACUGCUCUGGACGGUCUUGCGGAUUUGACUGGAGGUGCUGCGGAAAAUCUGAAAUUGUCACAAGUUGGCUCCUUGAUGAAUGUGUCGAAAAUCGGCAUCAAUGCCGGCGCCGUCGUUCCGGCGACCGCCCAAUUGGUCGCCCACCUUUUGGGCAUGACCAGUGUCGUCACAGCUGUCGUCGAACAGGAUCCGAACGUCGCUAAGGGUCAUCAAGAAACUCUUCCAAACGGAAUCAUUGUUGGCGUCAAUUAUCGUGUUUGCACGGUCCAAAAGGUGGAAAAAUAUGACGGUGACUUCGUUCAACUGGUUCUUCUGGCCCUGCCUUCUGUUCCUGAAGACACGGGCCAGACUCAACAUAUGAACAACAACCUGGACUAUGACAUAUUAUAUGAUGGUUUAUGGUCCAGAGGCUCAACAACAUGGAACGAUGUUCCUACUGAAGAGCAAGAAAGGAUCGGACUCGGUGCUUUGGCGCCUGAGGAAUUCUGGAUGUCUUUACCGGAUUUCGUGAAAACAUUUACACACUUGGAAAUGGUGCAUUUGGAUCACGAGACGAGCAAAGACGAGGAGACUUUGAACGGAUGUCGAGCUUGGCAAAUGCGGUCUCAUCACGCAGUUUGGCAAAAGGGCGUGACAGCUGGCGGAUGUCGUAACAACACUGAAACGUUUCACUUGAAUCCGCAAAUGCUUCUGGGCGUGGCCGAGCGGCAAGAAGUCGUGGUGUCCGUGAGCCAGCACGCCAUCUUGGAACCCAAAGUCGUGGGGUUCUCCUUGUACCGCCUGACCAACUCGAACCAGACGGACGACUCCGUGCCGCAUCAGAAGUACGUGGCGUGUACCAGGGACUACUUCCGGCGCCACAAGUCCUUCUUCAACUCGGAGUACACCAACAGUCGCCAAGUCAGCGCCAGGGUCGUCCUCGAGGCCGGACAUUACGUCAUUUUGCCGACGACUUUCGAGCCCGGCGAAGAGGCGUCUUUCACCCUCAGGGUCUAUUCGGCCAAGUUGUUCAAGCUGAGAGUGCUGGACACUCCGUCUGCUCUAGUCAAGCCCAUCAUUGUGAAGGCACCGGCGAUGAUGAAUGGCGGCACUUUCAGUCAGUAUGAAGCGGUGUUUUUGCAGUUGGCAGAUGAGCACAUGACCGUGAAUGCCUUCGAGCUACAAGAACUGCUGGACGCCUGCUUACCCAACGAUUACGUGAAAAGCUGUGCGAGCCUUGAUGUAUGUCGGCAAGUCGUCAUCGCGCUGGAUCGGGAUGGAAGAGGCAGACUCAAGUUUGCGGAUUUCAAGGACUUUCUGGUCAGCUUGAAAUCGUGGCAGGGCGCGUUCAGAGCUCACACCAAGGAAAAGAUGGGGAUUUUGCGAGCGGAAAGAUUGAAAGAUGCCCUGCAACACGUGGGUUACCAACUGAGCAGAGAGAUUUUGUCGGUGAUCGCCAUGCGGUACACACGAAAAGAUGGAACGCUCCGGUUCGGAGAUUUUGUUUCAGCGGUGCUGAAAUUAUCCAUGGCUUUUGGAUUGUUCGAACGUCGUCAAUUGACUCAACCCAACACCCUGAACAUCAGACAAGAUGAGUGGUUGAAAAUGGUGCUGAUGUGCUAGUUUGAGAAUGAAAGAGUACCGUUUGGAUGGAUGAUUUCCGCUGCUGAUACGUUGGUGUGACUGGAAUUGAGAUUUUGUCAAGCACUGGAAGCAGUUACGUACAUCCAAUUUUGUUUUUUGAGAUGUUUUCACUAUUAUGUAAUGUCAGAUCUUGGAAUAAAAACUGAGUUUUGCUUUUGAAAAAAAA
Molecule: messenger RNA, 1852 nt
Organism: Notodromas monacha
Lineage: Eukaryota; Metazoa; Arthropoda; Ostracoda; Podocopida; Cyprididae
Source: the annotation of a GenBank genome assembly